AUGUCAGCUCUUCGCACCACCCUCCUCCCCCUGACCCGCAGGGCGGCGGGAUUGGCGACGACUACAAGCAAGAGGGCGUUCUCCGCGACGGCGGCAAAGAAGGGGGGCCACAGCCCCCAGUACGACCCGCCGACGGGGUGGCUUUUCGGUGUGAAGCCUGGGGAGAAGUAUGUCAACGAGGGGUGGGAGAAUCUGUACUUUUAUGGGUUUUUGGGGAGUUUUGUUGUUUUCGGGGUUGCUUAUGCUUGGAAGCCCGAUACCUCCAUCCAAACCUGGGCUCUCGAAGAGGCGAGGAGGAGAUUAGAAGCCGAGGGCAUCCUUGAGGAUCCCGACAACAAGAAGAACUAG
This is a messenger RNA of Podospora anserina S mat+, 348 nucleotides long. RefSeq lists its product as uncharacterized. The coding region runs from base 1 to 348 and encodes 115 amino acids. The record is from RefSeq and is a predicted model, not a curated record. The transcript is spliced from 2 exons. NCBI's taxonomy places the organism in Eukaryota, Fungi, Ascomycota, Sordariomycetes, Sordariales, Podosporaceae.